GGGAUCUUUCCACCUCAGUCGGUCCCCGGAUUCUUAAGUCCCCGCUAAGUGUGCUAGGUCUAGGUUGCACCACCAUGGAGCUGGGGUUGGCUGGCCGCCGCGCGCUGGUCACUGGCGCCGGCAAAGGCAUCGGGCGCAGCACGGUCCAGGCUCUGUGUGCGGCGGGUGUGCGCGUGGUGGCCGUGAGUCGGACGCAGGCCGACCUGGACAGUCUAGUCAGCGAGUGUUCCGGGGUAGAGCCUGUGUGUGUGGACCUGGCCGACUGGGAAGCCACAGAGCGAGCCUUGAGCAGUGUGGGCCCCGUGGACCUGCUGGUGAACAAUGCCGGCGUAGCACUGCUGCAGCCUUUCCUGGAGGUCACCAAGGAAGCUUAUGACAUGUCUUUUGAUGUAAAUCUGCGGGCUGUCAUCCAGGUGUCCCAGAUUGUGGCCAAGAGCAUGAUAGCCCGGGGAGUGCCAGGCGCCAUUGUGAAUGUCUCCAGCCAGGCCUCCCAGCGUGCACUUGCCAACCACGGUGUUUACUGCUCCACCAAGGGUGCCCUGGACAUGCUGACCAAGGUGAUGGCACUGGAACUUGGGCCUCACAAGAUCCGUGUGAAUGCAGUAAAUCCCACUGUGGUGAUGACGCUUAUGGGCAAGGCCAACUGGAGUGACCCCCAAAAGGCCAAGGUUCUACUGGACCGCAUCCCACUUGGCAAGUUUGCUGAAGUGGAGAAUGUAGUGGAUGCCAUCCUCUUCCUGCUGAGUGACCGGAGUGGCAUGACCACAGGAUCUGCCCUGCCCGUGGAAGGUGGUUUCCUAGCUACCUAAGAUGCCUGCAGGGGCCGGGGAGAUGGCUCAGU
Messenger RNA from Octodon degus (degu), 841 nucleotides. RefSeq names its product L-xylulose reductase. The record is from RefSeq and is a predicted model, not a curated record. The transcript is spliced from 8 exons. Gene Ontology annotation, biological process: xylulose metabolic process; glucose metabolic process. Bases 75 to 809 code for a protein of 244 amino acids. Gene Ontology annotation, molecular function: L-xylulose reductase (NADPH) activity; carbonyl reductase (NADPH) activity. Lineage: Eukaryota; Metazoa; Chordata; Mammalia; Rodentia; Octodontidae.